Caenorhabditis auriculariae is the source of this 1403-nucleotide messenger RNA. NCBI's taxonomy places the organism in Eukaryota, Metazoa, Nematoda, Chromadorea, Rhabditida, Rhabditidae. The record is from the annotation of a GenBank genome assembly.
AUGUCAAAGGUAAAGUGAGAAACUAUGCUUGAUUUUAUUAAUGGUUUAGUUGCAGAACAAUAGACGACAAGAAAGCGGAUGGAUGUUCCUGCGCCGUUCGACCGACGCGCAAGCCGAGUUCACCCAGCCGGCGAUCGACCAGCAGCGCCCGAUGAAGCAGUCUCCAUCCAGAUGCGAAGGAAGUUGGGCCCGGUACAGGGAUCGGUCAGACCAUCGAGCAAGGUGAGUUACAGGCAUAAUCUCAAUUGCAUGAUAGGAGUGUGAAAAAUCGAUAAAAUUCACAGUGAGAAUUAUGGCUUUCCACAAUGACCGGCUACGCCUUUGACGUGAUGAUAUUCUCAACGUACAGUUUACAAAAAUGAACCGGCCGUCGUUCAAACGGUCAUUCGGGAAGCUUUAAUAAUAACUUCUUCUAAGUCGUAAGCGUGUCUCGCAGUUCAUUUUAACAAGAAAAAUACUUCAUAAGACAUUUUGGGUCAAACUCAAUGAAUACAAUGACUUUCAACAGAACAGAAAUUCGGAAUAAAUAUCAUAUUUUCAGAUUGAAAAUACAUCUAUCCAGCCUCUGUCAUCGAUGUUCCAGAGGCUCUGUCUGAGAGGAACGAGUUAGUUUCGAUGAAUGAUGAGGAGCUGGACUUGAGGCGGCAUCAAUGGGCCGAAGUAUCGGCAGAAGACAAGCCUGAGGUUGAUAUAAUAGAAUAUUUGAUAAUUGUUUAGAGGGUAAUAGUAAAAAUAGCUUCAAAUUUCGGAAAUAUAUAUAGGAUAUAAACAAUCAUUGAGAACGGAACAUCCUUCUAAAAGACCUUAGUACUGAAAAAUUGCUUCAGAGAACUUUUUGAAGAAUAAGUAAAACCAAUUUUCAAAAAAAGCCCUAUGCUGCUUGAAUCAGGACUGAGUAUCAUAAAAAUCUUUUUUUUUUCAGAAGUUCUUUUAUCGAACUCAAAAAUAAAAUUCAAUUUGAAUCAAUUAAAUUACAGCGAAGAAAAACUCGAGCGUGCUCUGCGAGGGUUUCGGUGGAGUUGGAAGAAGACCGGCAGACGCUCGUCUGAGUUCAUAGAGAAAUACGGUCAGUUUUCAAACAAUUAUUCCUUAAGAAUUGUCUCUUUUUCAACUUUUCGAUUUCAAGAAAGAAAAUGAGAAAGGGAGAAACACGGUUAUCAAGAUGAUUUUGUGUUUCAGCAAAAACUGAGGGGAACCGCGACAAAGCAGAACUAGAGACGCCAGCCGUUCCCGACGUCACGACUCGGCGAUUGUUCGCCGCCGGGCCACUUCUUGGGAGCGGCAAAGAAGAACGGACGCGGAGGACGGGUCCAGGGAAAAGAGCUCGAGAGCUCUUUUUCACAGAUCUUCUCUUUUUCGCCUUCUGUCCGCAUGUCCCGAGAAGUUGUGAUCUCCGUUUUUGA